Messenger RNA from Myodes glareolus (Bank vole), 4258 nucleotides. The record is from RefSeq and is a predicted model, not a curated record. NCBI's taxonomy places the organism in Eukaryota, Metazoa, Chordata, Mammalia, Rodentia, Cricetidae.
UACGGGACGGGGAACUUGGGUGUCUUGCAAUUCAUUUUUGAGCACAGGAUUGGAAAAAGAGGGAGACUGCCUUACCCAUUCGGGUCAGUACACGGGCGAGUGCUUGUCCGACACGGAGCCUUUAGGAACCAAGCAAAGUCCACCCCGCGAGCCACAUCGCAGCCCACCGGGCUUGGCAGGAUCCUAACAAUGCUACCCUCGUGUCUCGGUGCUCGGCUCCAGCGCGCCUGCACGUACGUAGCUUGCACGUGUGUGUUGAUAUGGAGUUCGUGUGUGGACCCCUCAGAAUAUGCUGAAACUGAUUUCGCAGAGAGGCGCCGAAGACAGGUCGAGGGAAGCUAAAGAAGUAAACAGGUCAUGGCACGUUUAACAAAAAGACGACAGGCGGAUACAAAAGCUAUCCAGCAUCUUUGGGCAGCCAUUGAAAUUAUAAGGAAUCAGAAGCAAAUUGCCAACAUUGACCGUAUUACAAAGUAUAUGUCCCGAGUCCACGGUAUGCAUCCCAAAGAGACCACCCGUCAGCUGAGCUUAGCUGUGAAGGAUGGUCUUAUUGUCGAAACUCUAACAGUGGGCUGCAAAGGCUCAAAAGCUGGUAUUGAGCAAGAAGGCUAUUGGUUACCAGGAGAUGAGAUUGACUGGGAAACAGAAACUCAUGACUGGUAUUGUUUUGAAUGCCAUUUGCCUGGAGAGGUGUUGAUAUGUGACCUGUGUUUUCGUGUGUAUCAUUCCAAGUGUUUGUCUGAUGAGUUCAGGCUUAGAGACAGCAGUAGUCACUGGCAGUGCCCAGUUUGCAGGAGCAUUAAGAAGAAGCAUUCAAACAAGCAGGAGAUGGGCACCUACUUGAGGUUCAUUGUCUCCCGCAUGAAGGAGAGGGCUAUAGACCUUAAUAAAAAGGGAAAGGACAGUAAGCAUCCGAUGUACCGGAGGCUGGUCCAUUCAGCUGUUGAUGUCCCUACCAUACAAGAGAAAGUGAACGAGGGGAAAUACCGGAGUUAUGAGGAAUUCAAAGCUGAUGCACAGCUGCUUCUCCACAACACAGUGAUUUUCUAUGGAGCAGACAGUGAGCAAGCGGACAUUGCGAGGAUGUUGUAUAAAGACACGUGUCAUGAGCUGGAUGAGCUGCAGCUUUGCAAGAACUGCUUCUAUCUAUCAAAUGCACGGCCCGACAACUGGUUCUGCUAUCCUUGCAUACCUAAUCAUGAGCUGGUUUGGGCUAAAAUGAAAGGUUUUGGGUUUUGGCCAGCCAAAGUCAUGCAGAAAGAAGACAAUCAAGUUGAUGUCCGCUUCUUUGGCCACCACCACCAGAGGGCCUGGAUUCCUUCUGAAAACAUUCAGGAUAUUACAGUCAAUGUUCACCGACUGCAUGUGAAGCGCAGUAUGGGCUGGAAAAAGGCCUGUGAUGAGCUGGAACUACACCAGCGGUUCCUGCGUGAAGGCAGGUUCUGGAAGUCCAAGAAUGAGGACCGAGGUGAGGAAGAGGCAGAGUCCAGUAUCUCGUCCACCAGUAACGAACAGCUGAAGGUCACUCAAGAACCAAGAGCAAAGAAAGGACGACGUAAUCAGAGUGUGGAGCCCAAAAAGGAAGAACCAGAGCCAGAAACGGAAGCAGUAAGUUCCAGCCAGGAAAUCCCCACCAUGCCUCAGCCAAUUGAGAAGGUGUCAGUGUCAACCCAGACCAAGAAGUUAAGUGCCUCUUCUCCAAGAAUGCUGCAUCGAAGCACCCAGACGACUACUGAUGGCGUCUGUCAGAGCAUGUGCCACGACAAAUACACCAAAAUUUUUAAUGACUUUAAAGACAGGAUGAAGUCGGACCACAAGCGUGAAACAGAAAGAGUGGUCCGAGAGGCGCUGGAAAAGCUGCGUUCUGAAAUGGAAGAAGAAAAAAGACAAGCGGUAAAUAAAGCUGUAGCCAACGUGCAGGGUGAGAUGGACAGAAAGUGUAAGCAGGUGAAGGAAAAGUGUAAGGAAGAAUUUGUAGAGGAGAUCAAGAAGCUAGCGACACAGCACAAGCAGCUCAUUUCUCAGACCAAGAAGAAGCAGUGGUGCUACAACUGUGAGGAGGAGGCCAUGUACCACUGCUGCUGGAACACAUCCUACUGCUCCAUCAAGUGCCAACAGGAGCACUGGCACGCAGAGCACAAGCGCACCUGCCGCCGGAAGAGAUGAGCCCGUCCGCCACCCUCACACGCAGCGGUUUUUGUUUCCAAGAAGCCAAAAUUGUUUAGAAUUUGCUUCCCAUUUUGCACCAGCCUUUAAACACUUUUCGUGGUGAAAUUUUGCACAGUAGUUUAAAUCUUUUGUUAAUGCUCCUCCGGCAUUUUUCGGGGGCUGAAGUAACAUCAAUGGAGGGUAUUACUCUAAAUAAAUUCUAAUUGAAGAUUUGUUGCAUUUUCAGCAAAUUUUAAAACAUUUUUAGGUUUUACAGAGAUUUUAACCUUUAAACAACAGAUCUUAAAACAACAACAGGUGACUACGAGUGAGUCUAACAAAGACAGAACAGAGCUGAAUGUAAGAGCGGCAGACGCUUCAGAAGAAAACAGACUACCUGGCCGUUGACCUGGCCACACGUGACCUUGCUGAGCUGGUUUUGUGCAGCUUGCUCACUGUUCACAGGCAUUGCCUGUGGCCGUGCUGGCGGCAUGUGAUUGAAUAUAGGGAACAGGGUUGACACAGCAGGGCUAGCCCUGCAUAUUUUUUCUUAAAUAUUUCCCAAUUGUGUUUUCAUUAUUUCUUUUCAAUAUAUAACUUUUAUAACAAAUUAUUAGCUUUGAUCUUGUAGUUUAAAAUUGCAGGGAAACUGGGGUAAUCUUUUACUGAGCUGGAUCUUAGAGAAAAAUGAAUAUUUAAAUUUUAAAGUUUGCACAUUUCAUCUUUGUCCUGACAUGAGUGCUUGUAACAAAAUCAGCAGCAAAAACAAAAAUCAAAAACCAAAAACUACCUGUACUCAGAACGUGGAAUACAGCUGAGGCAUGGAGUUUCUUCACUGAACCCCCUCCCUCCCCAGGGCCACCCUAACCUUACUCCCUGUGUCUCCUCGAGUGUGAGUUAGUACUCAGAGAGAGAAAGCACUUACGUGUGACAGAAGCUGUUGUUUGUAGGGAGGGUCAUUGCUACUAACGAGCUCCGUCACUGCACACAGUGACUAGUGCAUGUUACUUUUCUUGUAUUAAAGAUGCCGUGAUUUGUACAAAGUCUGUAUUUUGCGGGAUGUCUGGUUAAGAAACAUUACCAGUAGGAAUGGAUCGAUAGUUGAAUAACAUUUUUUAUAUAUACAUAGAUAUAUAAAAGACAACCAGGAAAAUUAAAUUUCUUUAAAACUAUCUCCCAAUUUGUUUUUUUUUUCCUCCAAGACCGAUCAUAGACCAAGCCAAAUUCCUACUUUAUCCUUUAGUUAUUUUUUGAGGUUAGAGAAAUAAUUUGUAAAUAUUUAUUUAGACCUUUGAUAUUUAUUAAAGCAAUUACUCACAACAGAAGUGGAAGAGUCGGGAGAAAAGCCUUUUAAAAAGUUUUCUCCGGUCCAUCAGGGUCACUCUAAAGAUGAAGGCUAAGGAGUCUUCUGUGAGCCUCCUCCAGCCAGCGCUGAUGCUAUUGCAGAUGGUGGUAACACAAGUUAAUUGACAAACUACUGCCCAACGGAGCACGCUCUUUUGUAUAAACCACCAGUAUCCCAUCAACUCCUCCAGGUUAUGCAGUAACUGCAGUAACUUGGCACCACCGCUCCCUCCUCGCUGCCGCGUAACCAUCAUUGCUGCUGCGCUGCCCUAACCAAGGACACUUGACAGUCUUUGUUUUCAGGUUUUAAAACUUCGAUCCACCCCUGUGAGAGCAAGUUAUUGUGGGAAUAUUUUUGGUGUAAAAUCAUUCCAGAGUAUGUACUAUUUACCUGAUAGCUGCAUGAAAGUGAGGUUCCUGUUACUUUGGCUUCUUGUCUCUGUCGACGCGGCUGCACAUUUCCAAGUUACUACAGCGUGAAACUGUGUGUUUAAAAAAAAAAACAAAAUUAAAAAAAGAUUGUGGCCUGGUUUUGUAAAAGUUUUAGGUAAAAUUACAAUUGAUUGUUUUAGGAAUCAUUAAAAUUUUCUGCAAUCAUAAAGCUAUAUCAAGGUGUUGAGUUAAGCCACUCUGCACAUUGUAAGUACCCAUCGUGGCUGUCCAGUUCUAUGAUGCAUUCUGGCAUUUUGUAAGCUGCUCUGACUAGCAAUAUAUAGAUUUCAUUUACUGUGUUAACAUUGGUUAAUAAAUGUAUUUAAAAAAACAA